AUGCACUCCAUCGCCGGGAAGAAGAACAAGGGGGGGCAGUCGUACGAUAUCGAUAAUAUCGUGAUACCGUACAGUGUGGCGGCCUCCACUCGGGUGGAAAAGUUGCAGUGGAGAAUUGCUGAAACUGAUUGUAACAUAGCAGGGUAUGACAGUAUAAACAAUGGAGCUGCCAAAGACUUUGAUCAGGAUAGUGAUACCGAAGACACGUCCGAAGAGGCUGUCCUCGCCCGCCACGAUCGCUCCGAAUAUGACGAAAAAAAGCGCUUCCUCAGCUACCUCAAAAUGCCACCAGGCGGCCAGACCACCAGAGGGCGUUCGCAUCGCCGCACCGACAGCCGCGCCGAAUCCAGCGAGGCGAACACACCCGAUCCGAUGUCGCCCCAUCCCCACAACCCUAACUCCGCCUCCUGUGCUGGCUCCGCCUCUGCUGCGUCUAUCGACCAAUCAGGCGAGGUGGGAUCGCCGCCGGCCACACCCAUGGCGGUGGAGGGGGAAGGAGGCGGGGCAACGUUACCGAGUGUCGCGGUGCCGCCGUACGAGGCGCGGACCUUCCCCAUCGACGACGCCACCUACUCCCAAAUGCUCGACCACAUGCCCGAGAAUCACUCGCGGUGUCGGACGAACGCUCGAUCCCAGGAUGCGCGCGCCGUCUGUCCUACCGCAGACGAGCGCUUGUCCAGCUACGGCGCAGGCUCGGAGGAGCGGGCAGAGAGGGCCGGUUCGCCGGACAGCGAGUCGACGGAAUCGGCCGUGGGGGAUGGAGAGGUGGAGGAGGAUGAGGAAGAAGAAGAGGAGGAAGAGGAGGAGGAUCCCAAUGAUCCGGAGUGGAUGGACGUGGAGCAGCGGGUCGGGAAGGAUCGGUACAAGAGAUAG
Messenger RNA from Phaedon cochleariae (mustard beetle), 873 nucleotides. The record is from the annotation of a GenBank genome assembly. NCBI's taxonomy places the organism in Eukaryota, Metazoa, Arthropoda, Insecta, Coleoptera, Chrysomelidae.